Messenger RNA from Penaeus monodon (black tiger shrimp), 1129 nucleotides. RefSeq names its product zinc finger protein 525-like. The record is from RefSeq and is a predicted model, not a curated record. Gene Ontology annotation, biological process: regulation of transcription by RNA polymerase II. Gene Ontology annotation, molecular function: DNA-binding transcription activator activity, RNA polymerase II-specific; RNA polymerase II cis-regulatory region sequence-specific DNA binding. Lineage: Eukaryota; Metazoa; Arthropoda; Malacostraca; Decapoda; Penaeidae. Gene Ontology annotation, cellular component: nucleus.
UUCCGAUAUUGCCAUCUUAUUCUUAUUUCAUGAAUCUUAAAAAAUAUUUCUACUUGGCUUUACUUAUCGUCAUUAACUAUUAAUGUAGUCUGUUAUUAUCUUUUCCAUCCACAGGAAAUUCAGUUUGUUAUAUUUUUGGUUUUACCAUUUCAGGGCGACGAUGAGUUUCCUCGCCGACUGGAAGCCUUUGGCCCCACCCACGGACGAGGAAAUAUUUAGCACAGGAGGCAGUAUCAAAGAGGAGUUCACCGAAUAUAUUUCUGAGGAUGCUUGUUUUGAAAUUAAGGAAGAGCAAUUUGAUUAUGCAGAUAAAGAGAAAGAUGAAGUGAACGACGUGAAAAUGGCCCAAGAAUGUCUUUUCUUUCCUAAUCUUCAUGACCUAAGACAUGAAGCAUAUGCAAAGGAUUCAUAUAACUUGGUUCAGGAUCGUGAUGACUUAUUAAGACCGCCAUUAAUAUUAGAUAAUUAUGGGAACAGGGGUUCAUCAGAUGGGGAUCAAGCGAUGCACAAUGAAAGUCGUAAAGAGGAUACAGAUCUUAUCAAUAAUCAUAUAAUAGUCCACCCAAAAGAGAAGCCAUACAGCUGUGAAAUCUGCAAUAAGCUCUUCUCAAAGAAAUUUAAACUAGUGUACCAUAUGAGAGUACAUACUAAGGAGAAGCCAUACAGCUGUGAGAUUUGCAAUAAGUCCUUCCUAUCCAAAAGUGAUCUAGUAAGGCAUAUCCGAAUACAUACAAAUGAGAAGCCAUACAGUUGUGAGAUUUGCAACAAGGCCUUCUCAAGGAAAUAUUAUCUAGUGUGCCAUGUGAGAGGACAUACAAAGGAGAAGCCAUACUGCUGCGAAAUUUGCAGCAAGGCUUACUCGCAGAGGCGUAGUCUAGUGAACCAUCUGAGAGUGCACACACAGGGGAAGCCAUACAGCUGUCAAAUUUGUAACAAGGCCUUCUCGGCGAAAAAUAAUCUAGUGAGGCAUAUGAGAAUACAUACAAAAGAGAAGCCAUACAGCUGUGAAAUUUGUAAGAAGGCCUUCUCGGAGAAAAAUAAUCUAGUGAGGCAUAUGAGAAUACAUACAAAGGAGAAGCCAUACAGCUGUGAGAUUUGCAACAAGGCCUUUCAAGGAAAUAUAUUUUAG